AUGGGCCAGAGUGUAUCAUGGCUGUCCAGCCUGUUGUGGGCAAAGAAGGAGAUAAGAAUCCUUAUCCUAGGUCUUGAUAACGCGGGAAAGACGACAUUAUUAUACAGACUGAAGGUAGGCGAGGUAGUAACGACAAUCCCAACGAUCGGGUUCAACGUCGAAUCCGUAACAUACAAGAACCUAAAUUUCAACGUGUGGGAUUUAGGUGGACAAACUUCGAUCCGACCUUACUGGCGAUGCUACUAUGCAAACACUGCAGCCGUGAUAUUCGUCGUCGACAGUACGGAUAUCGAACGUCUACAGACUGCGGCUGAAGAGUUAGCUGCUAUGCUUAACGAGGAUGAACUGAGGGAUGCCGCGCUCCUAGUGUUUGCCAACAAACAGGACCAGCCUGGUGCCAAGGGCGCAGGCGAGAUAUCCGAGGCACUGCGGCUGGGCGAGCUGAGGGAUCGCAACUGGAGUAUUGUCGCGUGCUCAGCGGUCGACGGAAGCGGUGUCAAUGAAGGCAUGGAUUGGCUGGUGCAAACCGUGUCACAGGAUUAA
This is a messenger RNA of Daldinia childiae, 543 nucleotides long. RefSeq names its product ADP-ribosylation factor-like protein 1. The record is from RefSeq and is a predicted model, not a curated record. Gene Ontology annotation, cellular component: cytoplasm; Golgi apparatus. Gene Ontology annotation, molecular function: GTP binding; GTPase activity. Gene Ontology annotation, biological process: vesicle-mediated transport; intracellular protein transport. The coding region runs from base 1 to 543 and encodes 180 amino acids. The transcript has 4 exons. NCBI's taxonomy places the organism in Eukaryota, Fungi, Ascomycota, Sordariomycetes, Xylariales, Hypoxylaceae.